Molecule: messenger RNA, 13988 nt
Organism: Motacilla alba alba
Lineage: Eukaryota; Metazoa; Chordata; Aves; Passeriformes; Motacillidae
Gene: GPR146
Product: G protein-coupled receptor 146
Exons: 2
Coding region: 9360-10364 (334 amino acids)
Biological process (GO): G protein-coupled receptor signaling pathway
Cellular component (GO): membrane
Molecular function (GO): G protein-coupled receptor activity
Source: RefSeq, a predicted model, not a curated record
UAGUCUUUAAGAGAGAAAAGAAGUUCUCAGUAAAAGUGAGAUCGUUAUGAAUCUUUUAUUCAUAGGAUAGUAAUGAACAUGCAGCAAACCAUACUGUGAAAUAUUACUCCAAAGCAGAUAGACACAGCAGUAACUAAUUAACUAAUUAAUCACAAUUAAGUUGCAUUUUAAUUUAUAAGAGAAGGUAAGCCAAAGGCAAACUUCAAAGCACCAAAAAAUUUCCUGACUGCUUUCAGCAGAAGCUUUGAAUAAGCAGAAUGACUGCUGUCCUUUUAGCCUCCAUAAGCAUUUUUAACUACACUAAUCAAUGUGAUUUUUGCAAAUCUGUUUUCUACUGUAUGCAGCAGAACACCUACUUUCCCUUAGGGCUCUGUCAGCUGAACUUAACUUUGUUCUGAUAGAAAUGCUAAUGCAGCAUAAAAGGCAGCACCCUAUUUGUCAUGCCAGCAUCACAUCUGGCACGGGUUUGAUUGGCUCCAUCAUUUAAGUCUGAGCAGAAUUCCAUGGAUUUCUACACAAGUCAGACUGAUUCUGAAGUGAUGCAACAAAGUUAAUCAAAUGUCUGGUCAAAGUGAUUCAUGUAAACAUCAAUGUUUGUGAUUAGCACAUCAGACUGAUUCGUCUGAACUCCUGCAUGCAGGAUCUGAACAUCGGAUAAGAGGUUAUCAGAAUAUUCUGCAUAUUUUCCACAACAGCCACAACAAGUAAAGCUCAUUUAGGUGAAGACAGACCUGCAGGCUCCAGCGCCCCCCCUACAAACUGUGCUUUACUGUUCUCAGCACCCAGUGCCUGUGUGUGGGCUCUGUCAAAACAACCAUUUAUCAAUCAUUAGUAAGAAACUGGCUCUCUGACAAACUAAUUACUCCUCAGGCUUCCACCCAUUAGCACAGGAGGAAGCAGAUUAUACAUUUAUUUUUGUGGUGGGCUGACCUCAGCUGGGCACCAGGUAUCCAACAAAGCCAUGCUCUCACUCCCCUCCACGGCUGGACAGGGAGAGAAAAUGGAACUCAAGGCUUGUGUGUAGAGAGGAGAGGGAGAGAUCACUCACCCAUUACCAUCCUGAACAAAACAGACUCACCUUACAGAAAAAUUAAUUCAUUAACCAUCAAAUUAGAGUAGGGUAAUGAGAAAUAAAACUGAACACCUUCCCAAAAGCCUGCCAUGCAAACCCAAUAUAUCAUGGCUCCUGCAGUAACAAAGGUGCUACAGAAGUUGUUUUUGCUUCCUGAAGCAGGCAAGACUUAUUACAAACAGUAUGUUACCUAUGAAGGACACUAAGAAAUCUCUACAAAAACUCUGUUUAAAUUUGUAGACUUAACUGCUGUAUGGCAUGUGAAUGGAUACACUGCAGUUAGUAAGCACUAGGAUUUAUUUCCAUGUCCCUAACAUGGCUGUUAGGGACAGCCAUGAUUCCAGAUUCCAGGAAUCUGUACAAAUCCUAACCAUGGCUUUCCAAAACACCAUGGAAUGGAUGCAGUGUGGGCAGCAGGUGGCUACUGGUAGGAGACUCCAGGUAUGACUUCACAGAUGUUUUUGUAAUGGGAGGCUUUAGGUCUAAAGAGUCCAGGUUUACAGAGGUCUCAGACUCCUUUACGCAUUUCUUCCCACAAAAUUACUUGGGGUUUUUUUUUUUUUGCCCUUGUAGACAUUUGUCCAGUCUCAUGUUGCCCUGGAAAAACAAUACCCAUUAAGAGUACCUAAGGAAGCAUCCUCACCCACAGGUCUGUGGAAGGAUGGCCAAGGACUCAAAUGAAAUCCUCAAAUACUUAAACCUGUCAAACUCUUUGUCAGCAUCCCAGAACAGAACGUGCUUAAGGGUUAUUUUUAAAUUUGAUAUAUACAUACACCUGCAGUGGGGAGUCUUAGAAGAAACUGAGUUUAUUGGUAGAACAUUUUUAUGACUACGGGACCAAAACUCCCUGUCACUGAUAAAGUGGAGUGGGGAGUGGCACAUGGCAAGCAAUAGAUGGACAAAUCAGAACUCAUUCAUGUCAGAAAGAUGCCUCAAGCCCCUGGUAAAUGAAAAUUCUUAUUCUAAAUCUUGCCAUCUAAUAAUAACCAACCUUAGAUCAGCAUUAAUAUUAUACUAUACCCCCUGGAAUGUAAGUUUACAGUAUUUUAUUCAGACAUUAUAAAUGGAAUAAGAUGUAAUCAGUAAUUAUGCAAGUUCAUCCAGAAGGCAGCUAGAAAAUGCUAUUUCCUCCACCAAGCAGUGAAAAUUAAAAGCCACAGGAGUGUCAGGAACAAGAUGUCUCAGACUUGCCAGCAAUUAACAGAAAGAUAUGUUUAUCUCCAGCGGAUGUGACAAAUUUUGAAGUCAUUUCAGCCUUAGUACCACUCUGCUGAGGGCUGAUUUUUCCCUUCAAACUCAAACUAGUUUUAUAAUUCUUCUAUAUGCUAUCUGAUAAAGAACUAUGUCAAUGUUUCUGCUUUUACUGGAAACCUGGUCCCUGCGGUCAGGGUCUGUUCCACAAGAGUUUCCUCCCCGGCCAACGUGAUGGUCUGGCUGAUUAAGUCACCGAGUCAGCUUUCACCAGUGUUUCUAAUAGGAAACAGCAUUAUGUUAUAGUUUCCAGGAAAAGUACCAUCUGUGCCUCCUGCCAGUCUCUGCAACUGGCACCAAAAGAUCUCUGGGGAAUGUUUCUGUACUGCCAAAUUUCAGCAGAGUUCCCUGCCACAAGCCCUGAGCAUGGGUGAAGCUGACAAACAGCGGGGGAAGAUAAGAGCUGCUGUUUCCAUCCUGCCAGCUCACUGGGCCAACUCAUUUACACAGUAAUUCCAGCACAGUCCGUGCACCUUUGACACUCUCUUCCUGGAAUAAAUUCAGUCAGCAAAGCCCAGAAUUGCCAUAAUUUGAAUUAAUUUUGGUUGGCGAGAAUCUGCCUUCUUAACUGGAAUGAUGCUGAUUUACAUGAACCAGUACAAACAUUCCUUACCUGGAACACGGGCAAUUCCAAAAUGCUGGAAAUGCAGAGAUCCAGGCACCUGCUAUCUUGUAAGGUGCAAAUGACCUGAUGGCACUUAUUAAAGACAUUACCUAAACAAAGAAUUUUAUCAUGAAACUGUCUUUUAGAUUAUCUCAAAUAUUAAAAAGGACUCAGCAGAAGUUUCUACAAUAUGAUGAUCUUUACAUAAAAAAACAGGAACAAGUAAGUUUCAUGAUUUUUUUCCCCCCAAACCAGUCUUAACUGACCUGUUGCUCUACAGUUUAAGUGGCUGUAGGUACUGGGCGCAAAACUCCUUAUAUUUAAACAUCAAUGAUUGCAAGUUACAAAAAAUUUAUUAAAGAAAUCACCCACUGAGUCUAUUAAGUUCCUGAAGUCAGAAUAAAUGAAUGAAAUAUUUUCAUUAAAAACAGUGGGAUAAAGUGUCUACUAAGUCCCAGCUGCUCUGAACAUCAAUAUCACAACAGUAAAGAUGCCUUCAGAAGGUGUCUGUAACCCUUGUCAAAUCCACUGAGUUGUAGUACUUCAUAGGAGAAGAAUCUGCAACUCAGAUUUAGUUAGAUUCAGUUUUAAACUGAAGGAAAUUAUUUGCUUGUGUGGUCUCCGAGAAACUGAAAUUUUCUGUAUUUUUUAAUUAAUUCUUUAGGUUUCUGUGGCUCACCAGUUACAAGCACACUGAAAAUUCUUACAAAGGUUAAAUUUUUUUAGAAGUUUGUGUUCAGUGAAGCAGUUAAAAGAAUUAAUACCUAUACAUAACAACUUUCAAUCAUCUUGAUACUGAAUGCUAUUUAAGGUUGCUCCUCUGUAGUUUUAAAGUGGGAUAGCUACAUCAAAAUCAGAUUCCAAGGGCUCUGAAAACAUGGAGCAGAACUGCAGCAGUGCUAACUGGCAGCUCAGCACUCUGAAUGGCGCCAUCUACUCUGCUGAUGCUUAAAAGCUGUCACUUCUUGUAUUCCAACCGGUCAACUUUAUAAAAUCCAGAACUGGAAGCACCUUACGUAAGCCGAUUUUCUAAUACUGCAUUCAUUCUAAUUAUUCCUGUUAUUUAAUACACCAUAAGUUCCUGGAAGUGAAUAGGAAUACUAGGGAAAUUACUCAGGUUUUGUUUUGUAUAUAGCUUAAUCUUUUUAAAAAGCAUUAUCUAGUGGGUAUUAGAGCAUCUCCAAAUUGUAUCUCAUGUCAGGAUCCCCGGCAGCUAAGGUCUGUAGAUAGAUGAAUACAGGUAAUCACUGUGUAAAUUCAUUCUGCCUGAUGGAAUCCUCACCUUUAGAACUGAAAAAAGUAAGAUAUUUCACUUUUUGCAGUGAUGAAAUCUUUAAGAGUUAAAAGCUGCACUGUUCACUCUGUAGUGAAUUCUUUCUCACUGCACAGAAGCAUGAAAAAAGUAGCAAUAUAUCAUGUUUUCCAUAUAGAAGCUAUUACAGAAUUCAGUGAUAAAGUCAGGAAGGGGUGGAGCAGCACCAUCAGUGCCACUCAUCCAAUGCUGGGACAGGGAGAACUUAACAAAACAAGGGUGAGUUGAUGGAGUUAACCCGUGCAGAGCCCCCGGUGCAGCUGGUCCCCAGCAGCUGCCAGGAGGGCACAGCCACUGGCAACCCAGCUCCCCCAGAGGCUGCACUGCAAAGAAAUGAACAGCAAAAGAGGCAGGAUUUAUCUGGAGUGACAGAUGUGCCUGGCAGAUAGCAUCUGUGUCUGAACAAGGGACUCCUUCCACAUAAAUCUCUAGGGGCUGCAGUGCUGGGCUGUCUCCUCUCCACAGACCCUCUGCCCCAUGGUAGCUGGUUAUUACAACCUUCAGAGCACCACCACACUGCCAGUCUCCAACAGACCUAAAGGGCUCUUAAACACACCAUUUAGCAGUUUUGAUUAUGGUUUCCAGAGUAGCUGAUCUUUUUUAUCUUCCUUUAUUGGAGUAUAUUAUCUGUUCUCAUAAGCUUUAAGCUGCUUAGAAAUUGAGAGGGAGAAAGAGAAACUAAAGCAAAUACAAUUAUUCAUUUUGAUGGAUACACACAUUGUUCUGAGCAACCUUCUGUGAACUCUAAGAGCAGAAGAAAGUUCUGCAGUUCUAAACUAUUAGAGAAUAUGCAGAUCCUAAAAAAAAAGUUGCCAUACCCUAAAAUCCAGUUUUCUUCCUUCUUCCAAACAAAAAGCCCAUCUGAACUCAUUUCUUGAUGCUUAGUGACCCGUGGCAGCAAUUAGCAGGCUUACUUUUGACAUGGCCUUAUAUGAACUCAGAUUCCCAAAGAGCUGAACAGUCUAAACAAAAAGCAAAUGUGCAGCUGACAUUGCUAAUAAUUCUAUUACAUUAAAAAUUUUACAUAUUAUUUACACAUUUAAUAAUAACAGUGAUAAAUAACAACAACAAAAGGUCGAAACAGGAGGGAAAAGCAUCUGUUUAGCAGGUUGCCAAGAGGCCCAGGGCAAUAAGCAGAUUAUCAUGGCACAAGGGGGAUCUGAAUCACCAGGUAGCUGCUAUGCAAAUGAUUUACCACAAAGAUGGUGCCUACAGAAUGAGAGGAUAAACAAAUGAGACAGGGGUUGCCAACAUCUGUGGAACAAUGACAGAGGUCACCCACCCACAGGAAGGAGCUCUGAAGACAACAUAUAUUCAGAAUUUCAGGAAAAGAAGAGUGAGCAACCUCAAAGGGUGACCAAUGCAAAACGCAAAGAUCAAUUUCAGGAACAUGGGUAUAUCUCUGUACUCGUGCCACGUGCAACAGAAAUGCACCCUUACAGUUCUCGAGAAUGUAAUCUUUAUUGCUGAUUCAAAAUACCAAAGAAGAGCCUGAGAUACACCACAGAAAAGUCACAAAGUAGAAGUGAAAGUGUGUCAUGGUUGGAAGCCCUGUCAUCAUUUGGAUGGGAUACUGGUGCGUGUGUGUGUCAUAUGAGCAAAUAAUGAUAGGUGGUGCAGUUUUAAUUGUAAGGGAGUCUUCAGGGAGAGAUAAAGAGGAAAACAUUGGCCAGGCAGAUAGGAAACUCAAGGGGUAUUUUAAGAAAUCAGGAAAUGAACAUAAGAAUUUAUGCAUGGACAGAAGGAAUGUUAAAGGAAAAACACUGGUCCAAGGGAAGGCAGUUACCUCUAAAGCUGGAAAUGGGUUCACAGUACUCAAAUUGUGCAGAAUCAAGUGGGAGUAGCCUGAGUUGGGUUGCAAAGGUGAAAAAUCUUGAGUUUAUUUUAAUUAUUAAUUAUUGUUAUGCUGCUACUAAAGCAGGUUAUACAGUAAAGGGAAAGGGUUUAGAAAACCAAAACUUGAGCCUAAUGAAAGGUGAAAUCAGCGGGACCAGAAUGUUGGGUGACUACUCUUCCAUGAGCUGACUUGCCAUGAGUGGCAAACCCCUUGCUCCCUCUCUUUCAACUGACCUGCUCUUGCUUUUUGAUUUGUACUUUUUAAAAUAUCCAACAUAGGCUUAUUAUAGUCAAUGCUACUUUGUGUCACUUCUCCCCCUUGUUUGAUCGUGCCCUCUUUCACCUUACAUUGCACUGAGUUAACCACAUUAUAAAUGGAACCAGUAUCAAUUAUGAACUUCCCCUGCCAAACUGGUCAAUGGUUGCACCACAAAGACAGAAAUGACAGGGUUGGAAGGGGCCUGUUUUUCAGCCCAGCCCCCAGUAUCAAGCAGGAUUUUCUUCUCCACUCAUGUUAAAAGCAUUUUAUCUGAGCUGUAUCAUUACAUUAUAAACAGCAGCAACUCAGCAACUGCAUGAGGAAAGUAUAUUCCAAAACCUACUUGCUUGCACUGCUGCAUUUUCCCCCCCUCACAUCUAACCUGAGCUAUUUAGUUUUACUUUUCUGUAUAUCCAGCCUUGAAGUCAUUUGCUAAUCCCUAUGGUAUGUAUAUAAGCUAGUAAGCCUAAAGAAAUGUCAUGUCACCCAGACUGAGAGGGAACAGCAAUGUUACACUUCACUCUCUAGCACUUGAGAAUUCAGGGUGCUCCCCUUGAUGUACAACUAAUUGUAGGUUUCUAAUUUUCCAAAAACAUUGAUCAUCCAUUAUUUAAAGUUUUAAGAAUUAAUCCAUAAGUAAUAUUCAACAUGUCCCUUUCAAAAAGCAUUUUUCAAACCCUGAUCAGGAGCUGACAAUCUACUAAGUCAUGGUUUAUAUAUACAUACAGCACUUCUGGCCAUGAUUUUUAGUUUGCUCAGUCUAGAUCUGAAGCAAAUCUGUGCUGCCCAGCAAAGCUCUGUGUAGGGCCCAGCCUUCCCCUAGGCAACACCAAGUUUGAGUCUGUAGGAUUUGAGAUCCCGUGGGAACUCAAGAGGACGUGACAAAGGUACAAGUGUUUGGCAUGUUUAGAGACUUACCUCGUUGGCAACAGCUUUAUUAGCUAUGUACUUUACCAGCUAUUAGUUUAUAAUGAUACCACAGCUUGUGAAAACACACUGAGGGGUCAGAUACACCAGGUAAGAGCUACAUCACAGGUAGAUGAUAAUAGAGCAAGUCGACAAACCAUGUGUUGUAUAAACAGAAAAAUCUGCAGAGAAAAGAGGCAGCGCUGUAGCUGGAUGAAGUGUUGGUUUUUUAAGUCAAAUAAAAUAAUCCGAGCGUAGAAUGGUCACGCUUCAAACUCUUACCCAACCUGCUCUGCAACUUAGUGCUGCAUUAUGAAUGGAAAUGUCUGAAAAAGCCUGACUGCAGCUAUGGACUCUAAAAUACAACUGAGCAGAACUUCAUUUUUUCUCAUUAUUUAAAGUUAAUUUUAUGGCUCUUUUCUAAAAUAAUCUUUGCCACCAUUUGCUGUCAACUUCUUGUGCUGUGUUGCAAGAAGUUUGUUCAUAAGUACUUCAUGGAUAUUGUUAUCUAAAUAAAACCACCUUCAGCUUUAAUGGAGUGUAAGGAAAUUGGCUUUUGGCCAAGUAUGAGCACUCUAAAAGGGCUUCUACGUGAAUACCUUUCCUACUUUGCUGUUUCCCUGGUGAACUUAGGAUCAUUAAAGUCCUUCUUAAGUUCUGAAGCACCAAAAACAUGAUGCCACAGUUUGUAACACAGAGUUAUCCACAGCACACACACAGUUCUGUCUGUGGACUAUCUAUCGAACAGGAACGGGGGAAUUUUCUGCUUUUGGGAGCUGCAGUGGUUUUACAAUAUUUGCCAUGAACAUUUAAAUACAAACUGAGGUCAGAUAGAGUAACCCAAGACAAAUGAGAUGACCAUUUUUAGACUUCACAGAAUACUCAGAGCUGGAAGGGAUCCACAAGGAUCUAGUCCAAGUGUUAAGCCCAUAUGGAGAUCAAACCCAUAACACUGGUGUUAGCAUCAUGCUCUAAACAACUGAGCUAAUCUCAGGUUUAAUGUUUUUCCGGUAUUUAUUUCAUAUACAGCUGCUUAUUUUUCCAAUAAGGGAUGCUGCACUGGUGUUUAUUUGCUAUGGAAUAAAGCUUCAGAAUUUCUAAAUAUAAGACAAAUUAUUUUGAAAAAGGCAGCUCUCUGUUUUGGUUGGUGGUAUCAGUUGGAAACAUACUUCAAAGGUAGUCCCUUUUCAUUAGUCUGAGGAGUUUCCAUAUAAACAACAGAACAACCACAGGAAAAAAAUCAUUAUGGGAUAAAUUAUCAAUCUGCAGUUCAAAAGCUCUUUCAAGAAGUGAUCCAUUUUAAAGUUGUGGAAAAUAUAAACACCCAGAUCCAUUAACUGCAAGUGACAUGCAAAUAUCCUUGAGAUUAAUCAACUUUUUUAAAAAGGAAGCAGAAUAGAACUCAUAACACCAUCACAAAAUGAGGAUUAUGUUGUAACACCUUUUCACAACACCAAAACAAUCUCCAAAUUCAAAGUAAACGCUCAGAAACUUUUCUUCCUAUCUUGUUUUAAAAGCUGGCUUAUGUUUGCCAGCACCACAAGCACCUGUGCACUUUGUAGUACAGGAAUUUUUAAAUACUGAUUGUUCAGGAUAUAUGGCCUAUGAAAAUGAAACCUCAAAGCUACAUAUUCUCAUCCCGAGUUAAAAAUAAAACCCACGCUCUUGAGUGAAGGCUGUUGACUGCACUUGCCGGGAAUGGCACGGGCUCUGCAGCAGCCCUGCAGAACCCCAGCACCGAUGACAAAACCAUAACAAACCUGCACGCCCAUGGAUUUUUAGCAGUAAAUCCGAAACCCAGGCACUACAAAGCGAGCUGGAUCCAGCAGCUCCCAGCACAACCUCUCACUUCUUGAAACUGGCUGUAAACAGGGGAAGGGAGGGGCCAGGCGCCUGCCAAGCCAAGCAGAAACUUGUGAGUAACUUAGAGAGGCAAAACAAGUGCAGCGCAGGCAGCGGCUCCCAGCGCGGUGCCGGGCCAGCACCAUGAUCCCCGGGAGAGCCACGCCGGGGCCUGGCGGCUGGCUCGGUGCCUCGGCAGGGCGGCUCGGGGCAGCGGCAGCCGGGAAUUAGAGAAAAGCUGGUAACCAUCAAAGAAGACACAAAAGCUAAAAUCACUAUGUGGAGCUGUGAAGCCUUAAUCAACAGUACUGAGAACAGUGAGGACCAGCAUCUCUGCCAUGACUUCGACCUUGUGCUUUCCAUCUUUUCCCUUCUCUACCUCAUUAUAUGUUUCCCAAUUGGCCUUUGUUACAAUGGCCUGCUGGUCCUAGUUAACCUCUACAACAAAGCUACUAUGACUAUGCCAGAUGUUUACUUUGUCAACAUUGCCAUUGCCGGCCUCAUCAUCAACACUCUGGCACCAAUGUACCUGCUGGGUCUUGCCAAUACAAAAUGGGCCAUCUGGAAUUCCAACAAUGAAGUUUAUAUUACCUUCCUUAUUUUAUUCAACGUCUCAUCGUUGGUCACCAUGUACUCUACCACACUGCUCAGUCUGGACUACUACAUCGAGCGUGCCCUGCCCAGGACUUACAUGUCCAGUGUGUACAACACCAAACACGUCUGCGGGUUCAUCUGGGGCGGGGCCAUGCUCACAAGCUUCUCAUCUCUCCUGUUCUACGUCUGCAACCACGUGUCCACCAAAAUAAUCGAGUGUUCCAAGAUGCAGAACCAGGAAGCAGCAGAUGCCAUCAUGGUGUUCAUCGGGUACAUCGUUCCCGCCGUCGCCGUUCUCUACGCGCUGACGCUGAUCCUGCGGAUACGCAAGGAGGCCACGCCGUUGGAUCAGGACACUGGGCGCUUGGAUCCAUCAGUGCACAGGCUGCUGAUCGCCACAGUCUGCACACAGUUCACCCUGUGGACACCCUAUUACGUUAUUCUCUUGGUAAGCACGUUUACUAACCUACAAGGAAGAAUUCCAGAUGUAAAUUCCAUUCAAAUAUUACACUUUGCCACGAUUCUGUCAAAAUUCCUGGCUUUCUCCAGCAGCUUUGUCAUGCCUCUGCUCUACAGAUACAUUAACAAAAACUUUCCCAACAAAUUACGACGUUUGCUUAAAAAGAUACACUGUGGGAACCAGGGGUGUUCUCACGAGCGCACAGUGGUACAGCAGGUCAUGACAUAGUGUGACACAACCCUGGUGCUCUGUGACUGCAGCACUGGGUGCUCAGUGCUGGGACUGUGACGCUGCUGUGUUGGCACUCAGAGACGUGUCAGAGUCCCAACCGAGAGGCUGGAAGGAUCUUCCAUUGCAGUUGAAUGCAACAGUCAAUUUUCCAGUAGUUGUUUGCUGAAGUGGUGUGGGGCUCUGGCCUGUGUGCUGCAUUACCUGUGACAUGGGAUACCUUCAGUGCACUGAACUGCUGACAGAGGAUAAACUCUGUUUUCAUGGCUCUGAUCUUCCUCUCUGAAGAAAUCACUAAGCAGUUUAUUGAAGUCUUGACUGAAGACACAGCACCUUGUAUCUUGUAUAGAAAAAGGUAUUACCUUGUUUUCUGUACAAAGAAGUGAUAGUGCUAUCCUUGAUGAAGUAAAUAACGUUUUUCAAUGAAGAUUAUAUAGUUGAUCUUUACUGAAGAUCAUAUGACCCAAUUAUACAUGUCCAAAUAGUAAAUGUUAAUUAUAAAUUAAAUUAUUUAAUUUCUUUCUCCAUCACGGAUUCCCCCCAUCUAAAAGAAGCCUUAUUUACUUUUUUCAGAAAUUAUUUUCUCACACAAACUAACCUGUUUUAACAUUUAUGGUAAAGUGAUUUUUCUUUUAGCUACAACAAAUAACAAAAAUGUGUUUUAAUUUUCCAGUGCUUUGUUUGUAUCCUAAAACAUUUCAGGAAUUCAGAAAUAUUUAUUAACUAAUUCUGACGGAACUCAGAGAUGUUUGUUCCACAUACUAAAAUGAAGGACACAGUGGUUUACAAAGUUAAAUCAGAAUUUAACUAGCAAAAAUUGUCUGGCUAAGUGUUAUGGUCCACAUAUGUUCAUGUAACAAGAGUAAUUAUCUUAAAAAAUAAAUAUGUUUAUGAUUAACAUUUUGUAUUUUCAAGGGAUAUGUUUGCAACAAAUAAAUUAAGCUCUCUUUAAUCUAGGACAUCACUGGAGGUUUGGAAACCAUCUAAAAUUCCUCAAUAUAGGAAUCCCAGUCAGCUUCAGCUCUUUGCUGACCUCUCAAAAAAGCCUUCCAUUGGGAUUCUUGGAUACACAAGAAAGAAUUUUACUGAUUAUAUGAAAUAUGUGAGAAACACAGACAUGCUGCAGGAAGCACAUAAACAGUUACAACAACAAGCUACAAAGCACUGACCCAAAAACUACCUGUUCUUGUGCUGCUGUUGCUUUAAUGACAGGAGGGGACAGGAGGGGGGUGCAAGUGGAGCUGAUUCUCUCCCACUGGUGUGGGGCCACAAGACAUCUUUGUCACUUGAUACAUACUGCAGCAUCAUUUUGUUACUUAAUCUGUCACAGCACAACUCAAAUUCCAUGUGACAUCAUUAAAAAAAUGUGACUUUUCAAGCUUCUGGUAAAGAAAAAACAUGGAGCAAGACCAGAACCGAACCUUUCCCAUUGCUUAGAGCACAAUCUUGUCUGGUAACUGGCCCUAGUCUGUCAGCAGAGACACAUACUGAAGUUGUAUGCGAAAAGAACUUUCUGAGGAACAGACCUUUCAAAUCUUUUCCCGUCAAGCAAUUUCUUCCAUUAGUCAUCUUUGCUUAUCUUCUUUAUAUACAACCAUCUCUAAGUUAUCAACAUCCUGGUGGAAAACUUUCCAUUAACCUUUACUUUUUUAGGAGCUUUCAUAUUUUAUUGAAUAUUUUUAACCCUUAAAGCCUACAGAGUAAAUAAUCUAUUUCUGUGGUGUUUUCAGUUUUAGCCUGUUGAUGAAAACCAUGUUAAGGUCUUAAGCUGUUCCUCAUUGCUGUGUCCAACUCACUCAUGCCUCUCUGCUGACAUACAUGAUACUGGCUGCUUUCUUCGUUUUGCCCACCUUGAGAGAUUUUCUAUCAAUUUCUACACAUCUUGAGCACUCAGGCUCACUUCCACGCAGAAGUGCUUAAGAACAAAAUCAUUCCUUACAGCUGUCAAGCAAAGAGACUCCUUCCCAUCUGAGGAAAAUUAGGUUUCUUAAUGCACCACAUGAAAUCUCUCACAUAAAAUCUGUUAAAGAAAUUCUGUGCCAUUAUGCAGGAGGAGUUCCAGCAGGGAGGAACUGGCUUAUCUGGUGUGAAUAGAGGCUUUCAGAACUGGGACGCUGCCAGAACAGUGCAGCUGAGCAGGCAACUUCAAGUGCAAUUUCAACUUCCAUGUUGCUUCCUUACUUCCAUUUCCUUAUUCUCUUAAGACAUCUUAUUUUCUGUCUCUAAAAGAACUGUUGCCUUUAUUUCUGUUCCUUUCUCUCAGUGUUGAAUUCUUAGUUUCAGAUCAUGACUCUCGUAUCAUUUCUUUUUAUCGUUUUUCACUUCUCUGCACAAUUUAUCUAACUUUCAUUUCUCUUUGUCUUGCACACCUGGUACCAUUCAAUACUCAUGUUUACUUCAUCACACUGACUCCUUUACAAUGAUCCAAAUCUUACUCAGUGAUUCAACAUUACAAGUUUAUGUAGUAAAAUGGAAGCUGCUAUUAAAGAUACGUAGAAAGACGGAUUUUUAUGGAACUUACCCAUGGGGUAUCCAAUCUGAUUUUUUCCUAUCUUUUUUACUGCAACAGAGCUACGGAAGUUUGUCUGUAUUCUUGAUAAACACUAAAUGUGAUGGCAAUGCAAAAACUUGGAUAAUUUAAUGAACAAGACUGCUAUCCACUCAGCCUCUUAGGAAAGUUAAUUUGAUUUAUUAGUUGCCUCAAAGAAACCGUGCUGUGGAUCUGCCUUGCUGCUGUUCUCCUAAGGGAAUUCUGGAUUUGAUUGCAGCACCCUCACCUGGUAUCUCUUAAAAAGCAGCAUCCCAAAAAGAGAGAGCUUUGCAGUAUUUAUAUAAAGAACAGUAGAGGAGCAAGUCCAGUAAAGUACUUAAGGAAAUACAUUCGAAAAUUAGGAAGAACUUUUAUGGACAAAUGCUUAAUACACAAAGUUCUCGAGAAUGGGGCCUUUCCAUUUCAAAUACCUGAAGGUUGCUGGUGACUGUAAAUAGGGGCUUAUCUAUUACACAUUUAAAUAGAUAUGAAUAAAAAUACUGUAUAUAUGCAAGAUAAAAAUCAGCCUACUGAUGUAAAAAGAAUCUGCAAAGAGUUUAUUAAAUUAUUUCUAAAAGUGUGUCAUUUAAAUGUAAACCUCUGAACAGGAAGGUGUACUGUAUUCUUCUGUAUGUAUAUAAUGUGUACUAGAAAGUAAGCACUAGUUAAGUGCCAUUAUUAACAGUGUCAUUUUCUCACAAAAUUAAACUUAAUAUUUGAAUUGAUUUACGGCUUACAGCCCUCUUGCUGAACCGCUAAUUAAGUCAAAUCAAUCAACUAACAAAAAUGUCAUGCUCUGCUUCUAUCUGAGUUAUUAACACAGCUAGAUCAAGACAGGUCCUUGCUGACCAACUUAGUAGAGGUCCUAGUUUCAAAAGUUUACAUUUCAGAAUCAAAUUUUGUUGGUCUCUGAAGAUUUAAUUUCAGUUAAUGAAAGAAAGUGAUCAGCCACUAGAAAAUUCCUGGUUCUAUUACAAUGAAGAGAUGUGGACUCCAAUAUCAUGUCAAAAUACUACAGAAAUGGACUUUCUGGAAACCAUCAUAAAGGAAGUAUUGACUCAUAAUACAUUCUCAAUAAAAAGUGUUCAAGUAUA